Baudoinia panamericana UAMH 10762 is the source of this 1920-nucleotide messenger RNA. RefSeq lists its product as uncharacterized. NCBI's taxonomy places the organism in Eukaryota, Fungi, Ascomycota, Dothideomycetes, Mycosphaerellales, Teratosphaeriaceae. The transcript has a single exon. The record is from RefSeq and is a predicted model, not a curated record. Bases 40 to 1677 code for a protein of 545 amino acids.
GAAGCGCCACCCCCACGCAACCCGUCCUAUAACCUCCCAAUGCGGCAAACGGACCGGCAUGAGUCCGCUUCAUCGAGCCAAAGCCCCAAUGCUAACGCUGUCCCUGCAGCAGCUGCGGCAGGUGGACGGGUAGGGCGAGAAGACUCGGCCUACUUCAGUAUGGGUCCUCUACCGUUCGAGCGUGACGGCAGGAGGAUGGACUGGGUAUUCGAAACGGGCUCGCCGCCCGACGACGGUGGCAGCAUUGGCAACGGACAUCGUUCUGGAUCGACUGUGAGCUCAUUCUAUUCUGAUUCCGCCAGCCGGCGAGAGUCAAACAUUCCGCGCCGAGAAUCGAACACACUGCCGCAUCUGUUCCGGGCUAUCGACGAGCUGGAUGCGGACGCUGGAGCUGGUAGGAGCGUGCACGAUGCACAAUACAGUGCAGCUUCAUCAUCAAGAUCACCAAUACAGCGCUCUCCCAGCUCCUACAAUGGCCAACAAGCCCUGCCACCACCCGCUCUACCACCAGAUUCACCAGAAGGCCCAUCAUCUCCUGCGACGCCAGCAACAUACUUGGGCUCGCCGCCGCGAAGGCAACCGAGCACUAACAACCGCAUCGACGAGGAAUUGCGGCCGCAGACUUCACGGAGUGUUCGGCAAAGUAGAGGUGAGAGGAGCGGCACACCCCUUUCGCCGGGACGCCAAGACCCUACCUUUGAGAAGAAGCUCUUCCGCAACGCAGCCAUUCUUUGCGACGUGCGAGGAACGAUGGUCGAGUACGCCCAGGCCGUUCCUGACGAACCGGAUCCGCGCUUCAACACUGAGAUGAAGGAAGCCUGCAAAGAGUGCCGAGUUUGCGUCAUCCGAAAAAGAGAGAACCGUGAGCACGCUGGAACAAAGGUCGUGACGUCCGUCUGGACACUCUCCGACGAUGGCACCGUGCGACUGCAGCACAAGCUUUCCGAAGUCAACGAAACGGUCCCCUUCGGCUCGUAUUUCGACCCUCGCAAAGUCUCGCUCGCACCCGCAGACGCUGCGGCCGACAGCCACAUUCAGCUUAAAUUCCACAACGAGCGAUGGGGCGAGGAAGUUCAAGAAGAGAAGAAGACGAAUUGGCUCAACUACGUCUUUGUGGAAGAGAACGAUGCCGUGGCAUUUCAAUCCGCCGUCUUCGGUCGCACGUUACUCGGCAGUUUCCGCACAACCAAAACCAUCGUCAUCCACGAAGGUAUUGGUCGCGUGCUCGCCUUCGAAGAGCAAUUCGCCAAUAUCGAGAUGUUGAGACUGUGGGAGGACGACGGGGUGUCGACUCCAGGCGCCACAGGGGGCGUCAUGGCACUCAUGCACGUCUCCUCCAAUUUUGGCGAAGGCUGGGCGCGGUGGUGGAUCAACAGCAGUAAGCAGCAGGUCCGUGUCAAGGAGGAUGGAUCCAAAUGGGCGAAAGUGAAAGGCAUCGACAUCACGGUCAUCAAGCCUGGUACCGUUAUGUCGACGGCUAAAAGUCCGAGUAUCGCUGCGGAGACUUUACAAAGAACUGAGACGGAGCUCGAGCCGCGGCCAACGGGCGGGAGGAGGAUACCGGUCAAGAAGGUGACUGGAGUCAGGAUAGAGUUCAAGACGGAGGACGAUCGGAAUCGUUUCGUCAGCCAGACGAAGAAGUUACAAGAGAAGAUGAUACCGUUGCCGGAUUUAUGAGCGUUAUGCUCGUUGCAUUGAGCUGGGUAUCCGCAUGGCGUUGGGGUUUGGGUCUGAAGCGAGCGUGUAGAGAACACCUCUGGAUAGAUACCAUCUGCAGCGAGCGUUUGCAUUUUCCGGAAGACCACAUCUGAGCUUGUACCUCAGAGCGUAUUGGCGCGUCUCUAGCCGAACAAGCGCUUUGCAUAUGCAUUCGCAUAGGAUGCAUCUCGAGGCACGAACUUGAUGUUGCCGCCCACUAAG